Messenger RNA from Talaromyces rugulosus, 4719 nucleotides. RefSeq lists its product as uncharacterized. The coding region runs from base 1 to 4719 and encodes 1572 amino acids. Gene Ontology annotation, molecular function: microfilament motor activity; actin filament binding; ATP binding. The transcript is spliced from 7 exons. The record is from RefSeq and is a predicted model, not a curated record. Gene Ontology annotation, cellular component: vesicle; myosin complex; actin cytoskeleton. Lineage: Eukaryota; Fungi; Ascomycota; Eurotiomycetes; Eurotiales; Trichocomaceae. Gene Ontology annotation, biological process: vesicle transport along actin filament; actin filament organization.
AUGGCCCAUAGUUAUGAGGUCGGCACUGCUGCAUGGCAGCCAGACCCGACAGAGGGCUGGGUGGCUUCGGAGGUCACGGAGAAGAAUGUCGAUGGCGACAAGGUGACGCUCGUAUUCUAUCUGGAAAAUGGAGAGUCAAAAACCACCGAAACCACUCUUGCCGAGCUGCAGGUGCCAAACAAUCCAUCGUUACCACCCUUAAUGAACCCGGCGAUGCUGGAAGCGAGCGAAGAUCUUACGAAUCUGUCACACUUGAAUGAGCCUGCUGUCCUACAGGCUAUCAAGUUGAGGUAUUCCCAGAAGGAGAUAUAUACAUACAGUGGUAUCGUCCUUAUCGCAACCAAUCCGUUUGCUCGCGUCGAUUCUCUCUAUGUUCCACAGAUGGUGCAGGUCUAUGCCGGAAAGCAGCGUGCGUCGCAAGCACCACAUCUUUUUGCCAUUGCGGAGGAAGCCUUUGCGGACAUGUUGCGAGACGGCAAGAACCAGACAAUUGUGGUAUCCGGUGAAUCAGGAGCUGGAAAGACUGUCAGUGCAAAGUACAUCAUGCGGUACUUUGCCACGCGAGACUUUUCAGCAGACCAACCCGGACGAUUUACGACAGGCAGGUCCGAGACUAUCAGCAAGACAGAGGAGCAAAUUUUGGCUACGAAUCCGGUCAUGGAAGCUUUUGGAAACGCAAAAACCACGCGAAAUGACAAUUCUUCCCGCUUCGGAAAGUACAUCGAGAUUAUGUUUGACGAGAAAACCAACAUCAUUGGAGCGAAGAUCAGAACAUACCUCCUGGAGCGAUCGAGGCUAGUCUUCCAGCCGCUCAAGGAGCGAAAUUAUCAUAUUUUCUACCAGCUUGUCGCCGGAGCCACAGAGGCCGAACGUGAGGAACUGGGACUUCCUUCAGUAGAGGAGUUUGAAUACUUGAACCAAGGAGCAACGCCCAUUAUCGACGGAGUGGAUGAUAAAGCCGAAUUUGACGCUACUCGCCAAUCUCUAACGACCAUUGGCGUUGCUGACGAUACUCAAUCCUCUAUUUUCCGAAUCUUGGGGGCUCUGCUUCAUUUGGGAAAUAUGAAGAUAACGGCCACACGAACGGAUUCGUCACUUUCCCCAACUGAGCCGUCUCUCGUGCGAGCUUGCGAAAUGUUGGGUAUCGAUGUCAAUGAGUUCGCCAAGUGGAUUGUGAAGAAACAGCUUAUCACCCGAGGAGAGAAAAUUACGUCAAACCUAACUCAGCAACAAGCCAUCGUUGUUCGAGACUCUGUCGCCAAAUUCAUUUACUCGAGCUUGUUUGAUUGGCUAGUAGACAAAAUCAACCGCGCUCUCGCUACUGAUGAAGUUAUGAGUCAAGUGAAAGCGUUUAUUGGUGUUUUGGAUAUCUACGGUUUUGAACAUUUCGCCAAGAACUCCUUUGAACAAUUCUGUAUCAACUACGCAAACGAAAAGUUGCAGCAAGAGUUCAACCAACACGUUUUUAAGUUAGAACAGGAAGAAUACGUCCGUGAAGAAAUUGAUUGGACAUUCAUCGACUUUUCCGACAAUCAGCCCUGCAUCGACCUCAUUGAAGGCAAACUUGGUGUCCUAGCCCUACUUGACGAGGAAUCUCGCCUGCCUAUGGGUUCCGAUGACCAGUUUGUCACAAAACUUCAUCACAACUUUGCAGCAGAUAAGCAAAAGUUUUACAAGAAACCUCGGUUCGGAAAAUCUGCUUUUACUGUCUGCCAUUAUGCCGUGGAUGUGACAUACGAAUCCGAAGGUUUUAUUGAAAAGAACCGAGACACCGUUCCCGACGAACACAUGGAAAUUCUCAAGAACUCGUCCAAUUCCUUUGUCAAGGAAGUCCUGCAAGCCGCCUCCGUGGUUCGAGAGAAAGAUUCCGCGUCAAUGUCCUCGAAAGCCGUGGCAGCGCCGGGUCGACGAAUUGGUGUGGCGGUUAAUCGAAAGCCAACGCUAGGAGGCAUCUUCAAAUCGUCACUCAUCGAGCUCAUGCACACGAUAAACUCGACGGACGUACACUAUAUCCGGUGUAUCAAGCCAAACGAGGCCAAGGAAGCGUGGAAGUUUGAAGGCCCUAUGGUCCUCAGUCAGCUCAGGGCUUGUGGUGUGCUUGAAACUGUGAGGAUCAGUACAGCUGGUUAUCCUACCAGAUGGACAUACGAAGAGUUUGCCCUUCGGUAUUACAUGCUCUGCCAAUCUUCCCAAUGGACAUCGGAAAUCAAAACAAUGUGCCAUGCCAUUCUGCGCAAGGCCCUUGGGGACGUUAGCCAUCAGAAGCAGGACAAGUAUCAGCUUGGUCUGACGAAAAUUUUCUUCCGUGCUGGCAUGCUUGCUUUCCUGGAGAACCUGAGAACCUCGAGGCUGAACGAGUGUGCCAUUAUGAUCCAGAAGAACCUGAAAUGCAAGUACUAUCGGCGCCGUUACCUAGAAGCUCGUGAGUCAAUCUUGACAACGCAAGCUGUGAUCCGUGGCUUCUUGGCGAGACAGUUGGUAGAAGAUAUGCGACGGGUCAAGGCCGCAACCACCAUUCAACGAGUCUGGAAAGGCCAGAGACAGCGCAAGCAGUACAAUGAGAUCCGAAACAAUAUUGUGCUCUUCGAGUCUCUUGCCAAGGGCUUUCUUCGUCGACGAAACAUCAUGGACACCAUUCUUGGCGAUGCUGCAAAGACAAUCCAACGUGCGUUCCGCUCUUGGCGACAACUGCGUGACUGGCGUCAAUAUCGCCGGAAGGUCGUCAUUGUUCAGAAUCUAUGGAGAGGCAAGCAGGCUAGACGGCAAUACAAGAAGCUGCGUGAGGAUGCUCGUGAUCUGAAGCAAAUCUCGUACAAGCUAGAAAACAAGGUGGUCGAGCUUACUCAGAACGUGGGUUCGCUGAAGAGGGAGAACAAGUCGCUCCUAGGCCAGCUAGAAAACUACGAAAGUCAACUGAAGUCGUGGCGUAGUCGCCACAAUGCUUUGGAAACACGUUCAAAGGAACUGCAAGCCGAAGCCAACCAGGCCGGUAUCACAGCCGCACGCCUCUCAGCGAUGGAAGAAGAGAUGACCAAGCUACAGCAGGCUCACAGCGAGUCUCUCUCAACCAUCAAACGGCUCCAGGAAGAAGAAAAGAUCGCACGCGAGUCUAUUCGUAUCUCUGAUCUGGAGCUGGCGAAACUGAAAGAGAUUAACUCCACCCAGGAGAAUGAAAGGUCUUCACUACGUCAUCAGCUUACGGAGCUCCAGGAGCAGCUUGAGGUUGCAAAGCGAUCAGGCAUUGCGAAUGGCACCAACGGAGACUUGCAAAAUGGAACUGCUGUUUCGGCUCCUGUAAAUGGCCUUAUCAAUUUGGUAUCCUCCAAGAAGCCUAAACCAAAAAGAAGGAGCGCUGGGGCAGAGAAGAUCGACACAGACCGUUUCAGCGGUGCAUACAACCCUCGACCAGUGUCUAUGGCCGUUACCAACACCAACUUGCGUCAACUCGCGUCUGGGCCAAAUUACUCUUCAGGUGACGACACGAUUGAAACAGAGCUUGAAAACCUCCUGUCCGAAGAGGACGACUUGAACGAAGAAGUGACCGUGGGUCUUAUCCGCAACUUGAAGAUACCAUUGCCUGGCGCCAACCCCCCGCCAACCGAAAAGGAAGUGCUAUUCCCUUCGUAUCUUAUCAAUCUUGUCACUUCGGAGAUGUGGAACAACGGAUUCGUCAAAGAGUCCGAGCGGUUCCUUGCAAAUGUCAUGCAAUCUAUCCAGCAAGAAGUUAUGCACCAUGAUGGUGACGAGGCUAUUAACACUGGCUCGUUCUGGCUUUCCAACGUCCACGAGAUGCUCUCGUUUGUCUUCUUGGCCGAGGACUGGUAUGAAGCUCAAAAGACUGACAAUUAUGAAUACGAUCGCUUGUUGGAAAUCGUGAAGCACGAUCUCGAAAGUCUAGAGUUCAACAUUUACCAUACUUGGAUGAAGGUGCUGAAAAAGAAGCUUUACAAGAUGAUUGUACCUGCUAUUAUAGAAUCUCAAUCGCUUCCCGGGUUUGUCACAAGCGAGACCAACCGUUUCCUAGGCAAGCUUUUGCCAUCGAACAACACCCCUGCCUAUAGCAUGGACAACCUCCUUAGUCUGCUCAACAACGUUUUCAAGGCGAUGAAGGCGUACUAUCUCGAGGACAUGAUCAUCAAUCAGAUGAUUACGGAACUCUUGCGUCUUGUUGGAGUCACUGCGUUCAAUGAUUUGCUGAUGCGGAGGAAUUUCCUCUCCUGGAAGCGUGGGCUCCAAAUCAACUACAACAUCACACGGAUUGAGGAGUGGUGCAAGAGUCACGAUAUGCCUGAGGGGACCCUGCAGCUUGAGCAUCUUAUGCAAGCAACAAAGCUUCUUCAACUAAAGAAGGCAACCUUGAAUGAUAUCGAGAUCAUUCAAGAUAUCUGCUGGAUGCUCUCUCCCAACCAGAUUCAAAAGCUUCUGAAUCAAUACCUGGUUGCAGACUACGAACAGCCCAUCAAUGGCGAAAUCAUGAAGGCUGUUGCGUCUCGUGUCACAGAAAAGAGCGAUGUGCUUCUCCUUACUGCUGUGGAUAUGGAGGACAGCGGGCCAUAUGAAAUUGCCGAGCCCCGUCUCAUCACCGCUUUGGAGACCUACACUCCUUCCUGGCUUCAAACCCCACGGCUAAAACGCCUUGCUGAGAUUGUGUCUGCCCAAGCAAUGGCACAACAGGAGAAGGCUGACGUCUCCGACAACGGUGCAACUGAUGCUGAGUGA